ACUGGAGGCGGCUUGCGUUGACAGCGGUUGUUGGAACUGACUGAGCGAAGUACGGCGGCACAAAUAUCGUCCGUCUGCCUGUUUUUUUUUUUUAAAGAGUUUAACGUUUCUAAAAGUUGACAGCUGCAAGCAUGCAGUCCGAAUCGGGAAUAGUUCCCGACUUCGAGGUUGGAGAUGAGUUCCAAGAGGAGCCGAAAACGUAUUACGAACUGAAGAGUCAACCCUUGAAAAACAGCCCGUCAGACCAGCACGGCUCCUCCAAGCCCCCGCUGAGCUCCUCGGCCAUGACAUCACGCAUCCUCCUGCGCCAACAGCUGAUGCGGGAGCAGCUUCAGGAGCAGGAGCGGCGGGAGCAGCAGAGACAACAGGCCUCACAGUAUCCUCAGAGCACGGCGGCACAGACCCCUGCCAUCAAUGUCAGCGUGCCGAACAGCCAGCCUCCUGCUGCACAGGUGCCGAUGGAGGUGCUGAAGGUUCAGACUCAUCUAGAGAACCCGACCAAGUACCACAUCCAGCGCUCCCAGCAGCAGCAGGUGAAGAGGUACCUGGGAAAGCUUGGCUCUCAGGCAUUGAGCUUGCCCUGCCCCAACCAGUCCUCUGACCACGGGGGCAUGCCGCCAGGGCCGGGCAACAGCGCCCCCAACAGCCCUAUGGCCUUACUGACCCUGAACUCUAACUGCGAGAAAGAGAUGGAUGAUGUCAUUGAUGACAUUAUUAGUCUGGAGUCCAGUUACAGUGAUGACAUCCUCGGCCUCAUGGACCCAGGACUUCAGAUGGCGAACACGAUCGCUGUUCCUGCCAACCUCAUGGACAUGUAUGGUAACCAGGGAAUGUCCCAGCAAGGUCUGCCCAUCAGCAACUCCUGCCCUGCCAAUCUGCCCAACAUCAAAAGGGAAUACUCUGUGUCACAGUCCCCGGCCAUCAUGCAUAUGCUGGAUAAGUCUGGAUCCUGUGGCAAGUUUGACAACUAUCAAAGGCCUGAAGGUUUCCCCGUGGAGGUUAGAGCAAUGGCAAAGGAGCGACAGAAGAAGGAUAACCACAAUCUGAUUGAAAGAAGAAGACGGUUUAACAUCAAUGACAGAAUCAAGGAGUUGGGGACUUUGAUUCCAAAAUCAAAUGACCCGGACAUGCGCUGGAACAAAGGCACCAUCCUGAAGGCCUCAGUGGACUACAUCAGGAAGCUGCAGAGGGAACAGCUGAGGACCAAGGAGCUAGAGACUCGCCAGAAGAAGCUGGAGCACGCCAAUCGACACCUGAUGUUGAGGAUACAGGAGUUAGAGAUGCAAGCGCGGGCUCACGGUCUCGCCAUCGCAUCCUCAGCCCUCUGCUCAGCUGAACUUGGGGCCCGGAGCAUUAAGCAAGAGACAGCUCUGGAAGACUGUCACCAGGACCUGUACACGCUCCACCCCCAUCACCAACACCACCAGGCCUGCACUCCAGAGCCGCCCGGCACCCUGGAGCUAAGCGAGGGCCACUCUAACUUCCCCGCGGGCCACUACAGUGUCCACGGCAAGCCGGGCUCCAAACUCAACGACAUCCUCAUGGAAGACACCUUAUCCCCCGUGAGAGGGGGGGACCCUUUGCUCUCAUCCGUCUCCCCAGACGCCUCCAAGGACAGCAGUCGCAAGAGCAGUGUAAGCAUGGAUGAGAAUGAGCAGGGCUGUUAGCACCCCCUGCUGGAAGACGCCUCUCCUGCAUCUGCGACCCCCCUCAACCCUGCUGUUCCUGUCAGCAGCUAACACACUCCCCGGCUGCUGGAAAGGUUUCAUAUUGUUUAUUUUUUUUGUUUCAUUUUGUUUGUUUUCUCCCCGACUUUUGUUUACAUGUAUUGAAUCUUCUCUGUCCGUUUGUUUUUGUUAGUUUUUAUAAUACCUUUGCUUUUUUGAAGCCCUGGACCUUGAUUUCAAGGACUGAUUCUGAAGUAAUCUUGCUUUAAUCAAUACUUUGAUGACAAUGAGAAACACAAAUAGAGGUUUUUAUAUUUGAAAGGUAUGCAUUUAUCUCUGGAUAGAGGCUAGAUUAUGUUUAUUUCUAUUGAUUCCAAAGAAUCUAGGGAAGUUAUAAAUCAUGGUGAGAUAUGUAGAUAUUUAAUGGUGAGAUGAACACUGCUUUUUAAAUCACUAGCAAUAAUAGAAGAAGAAAAUAAAUCUAUUUAUUACUCUAGUGCUUUACACUCCCUGUGUCUUAGAUUAAACUUGAAUGUGUCGAUGCCUUAUGAAGAUGUGUAUACAUCCAUGUUGUUUUGCUAUGCACAUGUUUUUGGCUGUUAGCUGCGUCUUCCAGUUGAAAUUUCUUCCCUGACAAAAAUGAAUCACUUGUAGAUUUUAUUUAAUUUAUGUAUCUAUAAAAACAGUGUUUUAUGUAACAUUCCCCAGAAAAAUAAGUUUAAUUUAUAACAAGUUGUUUAAAGGAGCCUUGUGGGAUAAUAAUGAAUAAAAGCACAUACAAAUAUGACCUUCAAAAUGUGUCUUUUAAGGCAGUUAAGAUGAGCAAAAUCAGUUUUGAUAUUUGUUUUUCAGGCUUUAUUCAGUGUCAAAAUGAAUCAGAAGCAGCAUAAUAAUGGAUGUAUUCAGUGCUGACUGCUCAGCAUUGUGUACCUGACAUAUUAAGAAUAGAUAAAACACAAAAAUACUGAAAUUAUCUAAAGAAUUAAAAAAAAAAAAAAGAUUUUUUGUGUGUAUAUAUUUAAGUCUUGAAACUAUGAAAAUCUUGGCUCAAAUCAAAGUUAGAAAGCCUGCUGUAGCCCCGACACAUGCACACAAAGCUGAUCAUACUUGAUAGAUCUGAUUGUUACGUAAUCCUCUAAAUCUUUCUGUAAUCUGAUUAACGCAAAAAGAUGAAUCACUUCAGUUUUUUAUUGUAUUGUUGUCUGGAGCGAUCGGACUGAAACAGAACUACACACAGUGUAACACUUCAGCCAUGAGUUGAAACAAGUGCUCAGUUUUUAUACUUGUCCAUCCAUUUCCUAAAUUAUUGGGUUUUUUUUUUUUACAACACUGUGGUGACAUUUCACAUUCAGUAUGCUUUUUUUCAUUAUGUGAACAUUUGUAUUGCCAAGGAGUAUAAGGAGACUGCUUUUGUAUGAAAUGCAUGACGUUGUCAAACACUGGAAUGACCUCUGUGGUUUGUGCGCCUUUUUUUUUUUAAUCGAAGCAUAAACUAACUGUUGUACCGGCUCUUUAAAUACAUACAGUUUUGUAUGAGAUAGUAGACUCCUUCAGUGUGCAGUUGUUGUUAUAUUGCAGCAGUUUGUUUUCAGCAGUUGUAGCACAUUGCAUAUGUAUGCCUUUGUUAAAAAAAACCUACCUGCCAUACAUCGAGAGCCCUGUUGAAGCACAGCCUCCAUUUUUUUAAACUAUGCAACAGUUGUAGACGAUGUGAUCUCCUGAUGAAGUAGUCUAAAAAACGUCAAAGUAAUAAUAACCUUGUUGAUUGAUUUAAGUGCCUUACUGUUGUUUAUUCUGUUAUCCUGGUGGUGUGAGAGGAGUUUUAGACAAUGAUGCAACAUUUUGUUGAUGUUUUUACAGUGUUUGGUGCUUCAUGGUUACACUGAAAAGUGCCAAGGUACAUUAGAAAAUAGUAGGAAAGGGCGUUUUGUAAGAACAAGAUAACACUGAAAGCCUCUUAGACACAAGAACUACAAGAAAGGGUUUGUUAUUAAGAAACCCCAAAGUAUUCAGUGUUAAAUAAGUAAUUAUGUAACAAUUAAUCAGAGAUGGUAAUAGAUUUCAAGUCAUUAAUUAACCAUUGCAUUAUGCAAUUAUUCGAUAAAUUCUUAAAACCUAUGAUUAUUAUUUAAUGAUAUUGAAAAAUUCUUAGUGACGCUCUUGUUCUUGUACUUGUGUAAUCGUGAUUAUUUAUUUCACACAUCUUCCUUUGAUACUGAACACUUUGGGAUGGCUGUGCGUUUCGUUUUUUUUAUUGUUGUCAUUGUGAAGGCAGUGUUUCCAAAGUUGAACUGAAUAUUUUGCAUUCUUUUUAGACUAGCAUGAAUGUAGCUCAAAGUGAUGACUGCCAAAAUGUGUUGUUGCCAAAAUCUGAUACAGUUAGUUUAUUUAACAAUAUGAAUAGAUUUUUUUUUUUUUUUUAACAGCGUAGCUGAUGCACUUCUUUUAGUGUUAUUACCCUUCUAUAUUUACAAACAGAACAUGAGACAUGAUGGCAAUAGGGUAAAAUAAAUAAAAACAGGUGAUGUUUAUUGCAUAAGUUCAUUCCUGUUCCUGGAAGAAGUAGUAAAAACAUUAACUCAAGAUCUGCUAAUAUUUCCAGAAUAUUCAACUACAUCAAACUGACUUUAUCGGCAGAUAGAGAUAUCAUGCAUGAAGGAGUGAGAUGUGGUUGAAAGUCUGGAACAAGCUAAAAAGUGGAUCUUAAAGCUCCUGUGAGGAACUUUCUGUUUGUGUUGAUUUUGGUGCCCCUUGCGGACAAAGCGGCUCGUCUUAUCUCUUUGCACAGGAUUUUGUCAUCCUACAUUAUUUUAUAUAAAUAUAUUACUCAUUAGAAAUCUCUGCUAUGGAGAAUUAGUAUACUAACAUUAUUGUCACAUGCAGUUAAUUGGCUCUCUGACGCCUACCCCCCGCCAGUAGUUUUAGACAUUACAAUCAACUAUGUAGGAAUAAUCAUGCUGCUGAUGCUGUAGUUUGGUUUUGUAGCUCAUAAGAAGGCAUCUGUAUUCAUUUCAGUCUGUUUCAUAACAAGAGAAAAAAAAUCCUCACAGGAGCUUUAAGUUGAGAUUUUUUGUUGUUGAAGGAAAACUGGAGCUUCAGAACGACCCAUAUAGCGACACCAAUCCCAGAUACUGAGCCUUAAUAGAGCAAUACAAACAGGCCUGUAACACUGCCAUCUGACUGAACCCAGAUCAGCUUUAAUUUUUUACUGAGUAGAUAGAUCAUCUAAACCUCGAAAUGUGACAGAUUAGAAGGAACAUCAGCAUCACAUUAUGGGUCAACCACUACUGAAGAAGUAUCUCUUCUGCUCACUCUCAUUCCUGUGGUUCAUACAGACAUUGUUCUCUGCUGAUGUUGCUACUGUUCUUAUUGUUACACUUUGUAUGACAUGAAUGUAGCAAUAGUUACUGUACGCACUGGUUUCAGAUUAGUGAGUUUGAACUCGUUAGUACUUAAUGUGGAACUGUCAUGUGAGAAAUAUUAAAAGUUUUAUUUGAAUGUUU
Molecule: messenger RNA, 5170 nt
Organism: Notolabrus celidotus (New Zealand spotty)
Lineage: Eukaryota; Metazoa; Chordata; Actinopteri; Labriformes; Labridae
Product: microphthalmia-associated transcription factor-like
Exons: 10
Coding region: 132-1667 (511 amino acids)
Biological process (GO): regulation of transcription by RNA polymerase II; melanocyte differentiation
Cellular component (GO): nucleus
Molecular function (GO): RNA polymerase II cis-regulatory region sequence-specific DNA binding; DNA-binding transcription factor activity, RNA polymerase II-specific; protein dimerization activity
Source: RefSeq, a predicted model, not a curated record